Molecule: messenger RNA, 402 nt
Organism: Neolamprologus brichardi
Lineage: Eukaryota; Metazoa; Chordata; Actinopteri; Cichliformes; Cichlidae
Source: RefSeq, a predicted model, not a curated record
UCCAGCAGCAGAGAACCAGUAAAAUAAGGUGUGAUGUGGUUACUGGGUCCACGUGUGAGUGUCCAUCUCAUAAAUGUUUUCCCUUCAGGAAUCCCCAUCAAGUCGACUCUGGACAACUCGAGCACGGUGCAGUACGCCGGGCUGAUCCACCAGCUGGUGAUGAAGGCCAGGAGCACCAUCCGAGACAUCGACCCCCAGAACGACCUCACCUUCAUGCGCGUGCGCUCCAAGAAGAACGAGAUCAUGAUCGCUCCAGAUAAAGACUUUUUCCUCAUCGUCAUCCAGAAUCCAUCAGAUUGAAGAUGAAGGAGCUGACGUCUGGCUGUUCGCUCUCUUUAUCACUCUCAUUUAAACGGCCCAUUUUCUUUCUUUUUAUCAUUAAAUAAAAAUUUGUGUUCAGCA